AUGCAGGUCGUGGUCUUGGGCCUGUUUUACUCCUACGGCACGCUCUUUGCAGCUCUAAAGGCAGACACGGGUGAUGCAGCGAGUACCCUGGCACUUGUGGGUUCAAUCCGGGACUUCGUCUUUGGCUUGAGCACAGCGCCCGCCGGAUUCCUGGUUCGUCGUGUGGGCUUUGUGCGGAUGCCUGCGAUCGGAGCUGCAAUGCUGCUGCUUGGGAUGCUUCUAGACAGCUACGCCCCUUCCAGCGCCCUACUCUUCUUGUCAACCAGCUUAGUCGGCGGUAUGUCCAUGGCCAUGAUCUUCACACCAGGUGCAACGGUCCUUUAUGGCCAUACCAGCCAGUUAGGUCAAGGCUUUUUGCCUGUGGCCGUGGGGCUAGCUUCCUCGGGCGCAGGGCUUGGCACCAUUCUCGUCAACCUCGGGCUUGACAUGUUGCUCGACACGUUCAGCUGGAGAGAUGCCCUCCGGAUCUGCUGCGGGGCCUUCUGCCCGUUGUUGUUUGGCGCCGUGCUGGCCCUGUGGUGGGGUCUUCGUCAACAGCCAUGCGAUGCUGGGGAUUCAGCUGCCGACUACCAGGAGCUCAAGAGCAACCCUGUCCGAGACUUCUUCCAGCCUUACCGCGACCUGCGGUUCAUCCUGUUCAACAUCGCCUUGCUCUUCUACUUUAUCGGCUUCAUGGUGCCCUACACGCAUCUCGUGUACUUCGCCGAGGUGGAGAAGGGCCUGGAGAUCGCUGGAGAGCUAACUUCACUGCUGGGCGCGGCUGGGACGGCGGCCCGACUUUUCUUCGGCCUUUGCUCCUCUUUCGUACGCCCCUCCAGGCUCUUUCUGUUGAUGUUGCUGGUGCAGGGGGCAUCUCUGAUCUGGCUUCCCUUCUGCACGAAUGCCGCGGAGCUCAAGCUCUUCUCGGCCAUCUAUGGCUUCUCCUCGGGGGGGCGCGUUGUCCUGCUGAGCCUCACGUUGAAUGAGCUCUUCGACCCCGAGAAGGUGGCGCAUCUCUACGGCCUCCUUGGGGUUCCGAUGGCAGUUGGCACUGCUCUUGGACCCACCUUCGUCGGCACGGUCUACGACCUGACCGGCAGCUACGACAAUGCCUUCUUCACUGCAGGGUGCAUCGUGCUCUUGGCCGCCCCGGUAUUUUGCUUCGUUUGCUUUAGGAAAAAGGCCAGCUCUGGGCAGCCUUCAGAUACCUCCGUCGAAGAUCCCGAGAGGACGAAAGAUUGGGAGCAGCCGCCGUCCGAAGCCUCGGCCGCACGGACGGCAAAGUGCAGCCUCUAA
Symbiodinium natans is the source of this 1275-nucleotide messenger RNA. The record is from the annotation of a GenBank genome assembly. NCBI's taxonomy places the organism in Eukaryota, Dinophyceae, Suessiales, Symbiodiniaceae.